This is a messenger RNA of Danaus chrysippus (African queen), 1134 nucleotides long. Lineage: Eukaryota; Metazoa; Arthropoda; Insecta; Lepidoptera; Nymphalidae. The record is from the annotation of a GenBank genome assembly.
AUGUCGGAACACAAUGAUUUGCCUUUGCCAAAAAGGUCGAUCAGGAUCAGGACAACUAUUGAGUUGCCAUUGUUUAUGAACAUGCUGGCAACAUUUUUAACAGGUUUGUCAAUGACUGGUAUCCUCAUGGUGGUCUUCGGUAUGAUGGACAAUCUUGGCCCUUGGUGGUUUUUGCCAACGGCCAUACCAUUUUCCUUGACUGGCGGGUUCGUGGUGUUAUACACUGGCGCAUAUUGUUAUGUGAACGACACAAGCUCAUCAAGUACUACAGCCAUAAGAAUGAUGAUUUUGGAUGGUACAAUGGCUAUAGGAACUUUCUUUGGGUCCUUGUGCAGUUCAUAUCUCAUAGCAACAAUUGGCAAUGUGUAUGUACUUCUUAUAUCUGCUACCAUUAACGUGAUGGCGUACGCCUUUACAAAUAUAUGGAUUGUGGAAUCUUUGACUGGGGCAAUACAGAAUGGUGCGUCAAAGAUUUUCGACUUACAAUAUAUGAAAGAGAUGUUCACUGAGUGUUUUAAAGAGCGCCCAAACUUUGGACGAACUCAAAUAAUACUCAUAGCAACUGUAAGACUAUUGAUAAUGAUAGUAACUAUUGGAACUAUGAAUCUGGAAUAUUUCUAUUCGAGAAAAAAGCUGCAUUGGACCCUAAGGGAUUAUACAACGUUUUCAGCGUUUGGUACAGUCAUAGCAUUCGUUGGGGGAUUUUUUGGAAUAAUGAUCUGUCAGAGAUUAUGCCGAUUGGGAGACAUACCAUUUUCUAUAAUCGCCAUAUUAUCAGCGAUUAUAGAUAAUAUAAUCAAGUUAUUUGCUGUUCAGUCCUGGCAGAUGUACUUAAGUACAAUCGGGUCACCGCUUAAGGGUCUCACAGGGCCUUUAAUAAGGUCUUAUGUAACAAAGUUUUUACCUACCGAAGAUAUAGCGAAGGUGUUCGCUCUUCUUUGUGCCGUUGAGAGUUUAGCGCCGAUAAUUGGACCAGUUAUUUUUAAUUCUCUAUACUCCUCUACAUUAUCUGUAUUUCCCGGCGCCAUCUACGUUUUAAGCACAGCUAUGAAUACAGUCUCCGUAAUUAUGUUAAUUUUAGUGCAGUACUACUCGUGGAAUAGAUUAUCUGGCUAUGAAAGCAUAAACGAUUAA